GGAGCGCUGGCCGCCACUCCGCCCGUGCCCGUCCCGCUGUGCCGGUCCGCCGCCGCCGCCACGAUGAGCAAGGGCAUCUGGCACACGCUUAAAACGAAAAAAGAACUCAUUCCCCUGGCCGGAAUAUUGUCCAUGGCAGCAGCUGGGGCGUUCUCUUUUUGUGUCUAUUCCCUAUUCCACAAAUCUGAUGUGAUCAUUCACAAGAUUGGCAGUUCAGAACCAUGGGAAAAUAUUGAUCCUACCAAGCCUCAGAAGCUGGUAACAAUCAAUCAGAAGUGGGAACCUAUAGAAGAGCUGGAAGAGGUCAAAAAGCUCACGAAGUGAGAAGUUUCUGCUGCCUCAAAAAGGUUCUUUUACAAUGGAUGUUCAGAAUUCAUAAUCCUUUCUGUGAGGAAGAAAGCAGAAGUGAAACAACUGCUAAUUGGGAAAAGUCCCCUUAGAUGAGUAAUAGUCAAGUGCUUUAGGUUAUUCUGCUGCAGCAAAGACAAACUUCAGUUAGAAAACCUGUCUCCCGAAUUCUAAGGUAGUUUAGCAUCAGAAACUUUGUUUUCUUCAGCUGAGAAAAAAAAUUAUAUAAAUGUUGCAUAAAUAUUUGUUUAUCUAGUUAGGAUGACUCAGCAGAAUUUCUGUUUUAGACGUGAGAGGAACUACUAGUCUUCAGAAUAAGUCCUUAGCUUGAAUUUUAAGCAAUGACAUUACAAGAAGAUUGGAUAGCAUAGAACCACAAAAAUACAGUGCUCUGAGGAAUACAAGUUUUAAGUAUGUUAAAACAGAAAAAAAUUUCAAAUAUUUCUCUGUAUUUCUACUGGACUGUGGUAAAAACGAAGUCCUAUGCUCUGAGUUGAUGUAUUAAUUGAGUUUGUUCUUCAAUAAGUUACUUUUUUUUGGCUGCAAAUACUAUGACCUAAGUAUCUGUCAACAUUGGGAAAAUAAUAUAAGUAAUUUUUAGUUAAUUUUUGUGUUUAGCACAUUUCAGUGAUGUUUCCAGUAGCACAUUAAGCAGUGUGACUGCUGUCAGUCACAGGUUGUUGCUUCUCUUAACAAUCUUAAUAUGUCCUGAAGGAUAACAGCUCUGGUAAUAAAACUGGUUUGCUUUGUAA
Sturnus vulgaris (Common starling) is the source of this 1100-nucleotide messenger RNA. RefSeq names its product cytochrome c oxidase associated subunit FA4L3 (gene COXFA4L3). The record is from RefSeq and is a predicted model, not a curated record. NCBI's taxonomy places the organism in Eukaryota, Metazoa, Chordata, Aves, Passeriformes, Sturnidae. Gene Ontology annotation, cellular component: respiratory chain complex IV.